Molecule: messenger RNA, 6417 nt
Organism: Mesoplodon densirostris (Blainville's beaked whale)
Lineage: Eukaryota; Metazoa; Chordata; Mammalia; Artiodactyla; Ziphiidae
Gene: C2H1orf50
Product: chromosome 2 C1orf50 homolog
Exons: 5
Coding region: 37-672 (211 amino acids)
Source: RefSeq, a predicted model, not a curated record
GCGCUGCCCGGGUAGUAGGGAGAGGCAGGUGCUGUCAUGGAAGACGCUGCAACGCCCGGGACGACCCAGGGAGUCAUAGAAAACCAAGGAGUUCUGUCGGCGGCAGGUUUGGGAGGAGCCCUGGUGGAGCUCACCCCGACCCCCGGCGGCCUGGCCCUGGUGAGCCCCUACCACACCCACCGGGUCGGAGACCCCUUAGACCUCGUGGCGCUCGCAGAGCAGGUGCAGAAGGCUAAUGAAUUUGUCAGAGCAAAUGCCACCAACAAGCUGACAGUCAUAGCCGAGCAAAUCGAACAUUUGCAAGAACAAGCCAGGAAGGUAUUGGAGGAUGCUCGCAGAGAUGCUGACUUGCACCAUGUAGCUUGUAAUAUAGUGAAAAAACCUGGCAACAUUUACUACCUUUAUAAACGGGAGAGUGGUCAGCGGUAUUUUUCGAUUAUUUCUCCAAAGGAAUGGGGGACAGGUUGUCCACAUGACUUCCUUGGUGCCUACAAGCUACAGCACGACUUGUCCUGGACUCCGUAUGAAGACGCUGAGAAGCAGGAUGCUAAAAUCAGCAUCGUGAACAAGUUGCUAAGCCAGCCAGUGGCUCUGCCUCCAAGCACUGAACCCAGCUUCCAGGGCUUCACUUCCACUUCCAGAGUGGACUCUGACAGAGGCUGUCAUGACUAGGACCUGUCACCUCCUUCUUGCCCCAAUCUCUGCCUUGAUGGGAGGUGGCGUGAGAAUCGAGGGCAUGUAGGGGAAUCAUGAACUUCUUUGAAGGUGGUCCCGUGUGAAUGUAAAUGCUGUCGUUAUUACUUUUAGUUGGGAUGGUAAAGAAUCACAUCAGUCUCUUUUGGGAUCCUCUCCAGGUCACAGAUACUCAACUGGUCAGUUUCCGAGUACUGGCCAGUGUACUUUCCUUCUCCUUUCUCUCCAUCUGUUCUCCCAUAAGUCAGAGCAUUAGAGAAAGAAGGGUUUCUUCUUCCCUCGAAAAGAUUGGCAAGUCAUUUUCCAGAGGGGACUGUUGUUAGUCUCUUAGUAACUAGAAGUGUUUGAGAUUGGGGUUGUGGCUAUUUGACACUUGGUGCAACUCCAGCUUCAGAUUCGUCUGGAAACCAGAAUGUUGGGUCCUGGCAGAUGAUAAACGGCUUGGCUCGCGAGCGAGUGUGUGGUUCUGGCAUUUCUGCACGAUUGAUAAGGUUUGGCUUGUCCCAUUCUGCUCUUUCUGCUGCGCUAGGAUGACUGGAGAAUUCGAGGCAGCAACAAUGGCCAGGUUUCGGGACAGUCAGCCUCCAAACUCACAGAAUUUUAGACUUGGAAGAGAUUUUGGAGGCUACCACUUACAAUGUUAUGAAUCCACUCUCUAGUCCCACUGAGCAGGAGAUCCAGAGUUCCGCCAUCUGCAGCAGGAAGAAUCCAUUAAGUGGCAACUUUAGAAUAUCGUGGAAAAGAGAAUAGGACAGUGGGUGAGAAACAAGAAAAACAGCCAACCUGUUGAUUAUGAGUUAACUCAGAUUAAAAUUCAUUUUGACCUGAAUUAUUCAGGAACUUAACAGAAGCUUUUUGGCUGAGUUACUCUAUGCUGAUUCUGACUGAGCUCUUGUGGGACUCUACCUCACUUCCUGUUUGUUCAGUGGAAUUAGCUAAAUUGAUAGCAUAGCCAGCAUUGCUGUACUUCCUUCAGGGCCAUAUAAUCUGUGACAACAUGCUGUAAAAGGAGUGAGAGAUCUGUACUUGAAAUCAAAUUGCCCAAGUUCCUUUCUGGGGAUGAAUGUCCUUUGUGUUGAUCUGCUUGGUAAUGCCACAAUCUCAUCCUGGUGUUAAGGGCCUUUCCUUAUAAGCUUCGCUCCUUGUGAGCUGUAAAUGGUCCACAGAGGCCUAGCAGAGGUUGGGACUAGAGUCUGUCAAGGUCGCACAGAUGAUACUUGGUCACUCAGUUCACAGGAGGAUGCUCUGGAGGCAGCCGCGAAAGCCUCUGGCUGGGAGGCUGCGGGAAAUGGGACGCACACACACACUAGUGGUGUAGGAGUUGAUUCUUACUACAGAAAGUCUCCCAGAGUUUCAGAAGGUUUUGACUUGCAUGAUAAUGACGUUUUGAGUAGGUGCUUUGUUAUCCAUUGCUGCAGUAGUUACCACAAACAGUGGCUUGAAACAGCACACAUUUAUUAUUUCAGAGUUUCUACGGAUCAGGAGUUCAGGCACACUUAACUGGGUCCUCUGCUUCAGGGUUUCUUUUCUCACAAGCCUGCAGUCGAAUUACUGGCCAGGCCUAUGUCCUCAUCUGAAGGCUCAGCUGAAGAAGGAUCUGCUUCCAAGCUCACUUAAAUUGUUGGCAGAAUUUCAGUUCCUCAAGGGUUUGUAGGACUGUGGAGCUCUGUUUACUAAUGAACUGUUAGCCAGAGGCUGCCCUUAGUUCUUCGCUACAUGAGCCUUACCAACAUGGCAACUGUCUUCAUCAAAGCCAACAAGGAUGAGAGUCUGCUAGCAGGAUGGAAGUUAUGGCAGUGACAUCUCAUAUCUUGGCUGUGCUCUGUUAAUUAGAAACAAGUCACUAGGCCAGCCCACGCUCAUGGGAGGUAAUUACCUAAGGGUGUGAAUACCAGAAGGUGGAAAUCCUUGAACCUUAGAAUCUGUAUGCCGCAGUGCUCAGUUAGAGGGAGAAGGAAGGCUGUGGGUAGAAGAGGCAGUAUUAUAAAGUGGUUAGACUUGGUGGCUUUGAAGUCACAGAUCUGGACGCGACUCUCAGCUCUGACAAAAUAACCUCCCCCUAGUGUUCCUGCUUCCUCCUCUGGUCCCUUCUCCAGUCCAUUCUGUAUUCAGUCAUCAGCUUGAUCUUUUGAAAAUGCAAAUCCACCUCACCCUUGACAUUUAUCCUAACCACUGGAACAGAGAGCAGUGUGAUUCAGGAGCAAACUCUCUUCCGUUCAAUAAGGUGUGCUCCUGGCACUGACCACCAGGUGGCGUCACUGCAAUUUCCUGGUUGUCUUGAAAACGCAAACCGACCUCACUUUUUAAAAUUUUUUUACUUUGUUACAAAGGAUAUUGCAUUUUAAAUUUUUGUGAAUACUGCUACAGAUCCACCUCACCCUUGACAUUUCCUAACCACUGGAGCAGAAAAGAACAGUGAUUCAAAAGCAAACUUUCUUUUGUUCAAUAAGGUGUGCUCCCUACACUGACCACCAGGUAGUCCCAUUGUGCUUUCCUGAUUAAGCCAGUUACCAAGCUUAGAGAAAGUUAGUGGCAUUGUGAAGUGAUUUUGGAGGUAGGAUCUCCUAGGAGGACUAGCACCCAGUGGUUAUAAACAGUAACCAUUUUUCACUCAUCCAUCCAUCUAUCCAUCCAUAAGUGAGUAAUACUUAAUUACUGAGUAUUAAGUGCCUUCCAGGUUCCAGAUUCUGGAGAAUGACACAGGUGAGUAAGACAGGCCCGUAUUUCCAGGAAGCUCACGGUCUAGUGGGGGAGAAAGCAAGUCAGCCAUUACAGCAUGGUAUAAGAAGGACUAUGAUAGAGGUGCACAUGGAAUAUCAUGGAGCACCAGGGAGGGCUGCUUAACUCAGCUUGGAGAAUUUGAGAAGACUUUUUGGAAGAGCUGACACCUGCUUGGGUGAUGAAAAAGGAGCAAGAGUUAGAGCUUGUUUGGAGGCUCUAACUGUCGUCUCUGUAGGAAGGAUGUCUUUGGGGGUUAGGGCAGGGUUUAUUUUUGGAUGGAGUUUAUUUGUGAAUGAACAAAGGGAUAUCCACUUAACAAGCCAUAUCAACCAGAGUAAUCCUGCCAGUCAGGAAGGGUGGAGUGAGAUAGGUCCCAGCCAGAACACCCUUACUUCUAACAACUAGGAGAUAGGUUGAUGAGAAAUAGGAUGAAAAGUAAUUCUAGACAAAAAAAUAGCACGUGAGGGACACUGACAAGAAGCAAUAUGACAUUUGGGGAAUUGCAGCUACAGUGAAGAAUAUUGGCCAGGCGGGUAUGAGAGGAGAGCUAAUUGAAGGGUUGGGGGUAGGGAGUUGGUAAAAUUGGCCUUUUUAGAAAGCUCAUCUUGGCAGUGGAGGAUGAAUGGGGGAGAAACCACUGGGAGCCUCCAACCCAGUCCAGGCAAGAGAUGUUGGAGGUUUGAACAAAGAUGGUGAUGGACUGAGAGGUGUUGUAUUUCAUCAAUUGUAAACGUACCUUUCUUCCCCCACGUUUUAAUCUCUCAGACCUAGAUGCUUCUAGAUGUCAGUAGUAUGUCAUCGUUUAAUAAUGGUUUGUCUUAACAGUGGAUGGCAUCUUAGGCUUGAUGAAGUAUGGCAUUUUGAAAGUACAGUAGAUCACCAUCUUGUUAACUAAUACGAUGUGGCAGAAUGAGUGGAAGGAAAGAAUCUUAGAUAAUGCUUGAAUUUCUGGCUUGAGAGUGUGGAUGGUGGGAAUCCACUCAACAAAAUGUGGAAGAGGAAGACAUCCCUGCUAUUUCCCAAAAUAAUUAGCAAUCUGUAUUUGCCUCAAUAAUCCACCAUGCUGGCCCUGCCUGGUUCACUGGGUGUAACAGCUGACACUACUUCCUUUUCUCCACAUUAGCAUUCCAGAAGGAGGGAAAGAAGGCUUGCUUGUGUCCUUACCUUCUCAAGUUACCAGUCCACAAGUAUUGAGAGUAUUGGUGGUGUAGACACAAAGAUGAUAAAUACUGUUUAGUGAGCUUUUUUUCUGCCAAGCAUAGCCAACUGUUUGAUUUAAUCUUUAUAUAAUCCACCAUCAAUGAGGUAUUAUACAGUAUUCCUAUUUUACAGAGCUGGGGCAUCUCAGACAUUAAGCAACUGGCCCAUGGUUACACAGAUAAAAAGUGGCAGAGAUCAGGCUCAGACAUUACUAUUUGAUUAAAGUUUCAUCAUAGCUAUAACCAUAACCUGUUUUGGCCGAUUAGGACAGUCCUAGAAUAUCUCUACAUAGAGGUGUGAAUAAGUUAAAAUACAAAAGUGACAGAGUAACGUGCAUAUGGGAUACUAUAGGAGUAGUUCACUUGAGUAUUUAGUGAUGAGCAUGCAGAUGAUGUAUAUCAAGGUCCAGAGAAGGUAAGUAACUUACCUAAGGUCACACAACUUAAAAACAAUUGAGCCCACAUCUCUGGCACUAAAGCCCAUGUGCGACCCCCCCACAUACAAGAUAAGGUUCAUUCCCUAAAGGAGCUUGGGAGGGAGGAGCUAAGUGCCUGGAGUAAUUAGACUUCCGUGGUCCAAGCAGCAUUUGAUUCAGUGGACUACUUCCUACUCAAAAGCUUUGUUCUUCAUUUUGAUUUGGAAUAUUACCAUCUUCUGCUUCACUGGCUGCAUCUUUUCUGUCUCCUGACACUUACAGUUUGGACUGCUCUGGGGCCAAGUCUUUGGCCCUCUUUUCUUUCUCUACUAGGUGAUCUAAUCAUUUCCCGUGGCUUUAAAUGCCACCCAUAUGCUCUUGGCUCACGUGUGUGUCUCCAGUCCUGAUCCCUCCCUGAGUUUUAUGCAGACUUCAUUUAUCGAACAGCUUCACUUGAUGUCAUUACAAACCUAAUGUGCCCAAAAUGGAAGUGUUGAGUUAUACCCCAAACCUGUUUUGUUACCAGUGCCUCUCUUUCCAUCAGCACCUGUGUCACACUGCUGUUGAGGCCAGAAACCCAAGUCAUCCUGAUUCUGUUUGUUCUUUCCACACCAAUCAGCAAGUCUUCUCAGCUCUGUCUUCAAAAUACAUCCCACAUCUGACUGCUGCUCACCACCUCCACCCCUCCCCCUUAGUCCAGGCCACCAACAUCUCUAGCCUGGACGAAUGCAGUAGCCUCCUAACUUGCCUCCCUGCCUCCAUUCUCACCCUCCUUCAUUCUGUUUCCACAGAGACUGUAGUCAUCCUCUUAAAAAAGUGAGUCUGGUUAUACCUCUGUAAAAAAUGACCCCCAAAUUUCUCAUUACACUUAGAAUAAAGUCCAGACUCUUGCCAAGGUUCUAUGUGAUGUACCAUUCUCAGUACUCACUGCAUUCCCACUGACUGUGCUCAGCUCAUCAGCACAUCAAGCCUGUUCCUGCUCCAGCGUCUUUACAUUUGUAGCUCUAUCUGCCUGGAACAUUUCCCCAAGGUCUUUUUGUGGUUUGUGUCUUCUCAACAUUUAGGUCCCUGCUCAAAUAUCACUUCACUCAUUACCCUAUCAGAAGUACCAACUCCUCUCACAUCAAAAUACUUCUGACCCUGUUUUGAUUUCCAUAGCACUUGUUGUGACUAGACAUUAUUUGUUGCCUUUGCCCCAUACUUGAGUGUAAGUUCUCUGAGGGCAGAAACAGUAUCUUGUUUAUUGCUAUAUCCCUAGCACCUAAAAUAGUGCCUGGCACAUAAUAAAUACUCUAAUAAUGGAUGGAUGGAUGGACAUCUGCAGCUCCGUACUUACAUCCUGCAGGGCGUCUAAAUUAAUGCAGCUAAGAGAAAUAGAAUGUGAGCCA